Messenger RNA from Cuculus canorus (common cuckoo), 2521 nucleotides. It is a transcript of the gene UTP14A, whose product is annotated as UTP14A small subunit processome component. The transcript has 14 exons. Gene Ontology annotation, cellular component: small-subunit processome; nucleolus. The record is from RefSeq and is a predicted model, not a curated record. Bases 191 to 2410 code for a protein of 739 amino acids. Gene Ontology annotation, biological process: rRNA processing. NCBI's taxonomy places the organism in Eukaryota, Metazoa, Chordata, Aves, Cuculiformes, Cuculidae.
CCCGGGUGCGAGGCCAGGCCAGGCCAGGCCAGGCUGGGGGCGCGGCCCUCGUGCCCCGCCCGCCAGGCCCCGCUGCAGUGGCAACCGUGACGUCAAGCAGGUAGUGCGGGCGGAAGCGCUGCGGGCGGUGUCGGCUCGGGCGGAAGCGGCGCGCUUUGCGGCAGCGGCGCGCGGCAGCGGCGUGGGUGCUAUGGCGGAGGAUUGGCUGGGAGUGGAGGCGGCCCCGAGCGCCAGUGACGGCGAAGAGGAGGGGCAGGAGGAUGAUGAGCGGCGGCACCAGCAGCUCCUGGAGGCGGUCAGCUCCCUGUCCGGCCGGCGGCGGCGGAAGCUGGCAGAGCGCACAGAGGCGAGCGUGCAGGUGUCUGAGUUCAAUGUCAGCUGCAAAGGUGCUGGGGAGAAACUGGUUCUGUCUGAGCUCCUGCAGCCCAUCCGUCCCAAAUCCGCCCUCAGUAGCGUGAAGAAAGAGCUGAACAGAGUGAAACAGAAAAAGGCGGUGGAGCUGCCGCUCAGCAAGGAGGAGGCCCAGCGGGUUGUGAGGGAAGCUGCCUAUGUCGGGACUUCGAAGGACGUGGGCAAGUGGCAGCAGGUGGUCUUGCAGAACCGGCGUGCAGAACAGCUUGUGUUCCCGCUGAAGCAGGAAAUCGCUACGGUUGUCCCUUUGGAGCAAGUAGCUUCAACAUGGAAGCCCCGAACUCCCCUGGAGCAGGAGAUCUUUGGACUGCUCCACAAGACCCAGCAGCCCACCGUCGACCCGCUCCUGACACCAGAGGAGACAGCCUCACUGCAGGCGAUGAGCUUGGAGGAGGCCCGGCAGCGGCGGGCAGAGCUGCAGAAGGCUCGGGCCUUGCAGUCGUACUAUGAAGCCAAGGCUCGUCGAGAGAAGCGAAUCAAGAGCAAGAAGUACCAUCGUGUGCUGAAAAAAAGCAAGAGGCGCAAGGCCUUGAAGGAGUUCGAGCAGCUGCACAAGUCAGACCCUGAGGCUGCCUUGGCAAAGCUGGAGGAGCUGGAGCAGCUCAGGAUGCAGGAGCGGAUGAGUCUUAAGCACCAGAACAAGGGAAAAUGGGCCCGUUCUAGGGCCAUUAUGGCUAAGUAUGACCUGGAGGCCCGCAAGGCCAUGCAGGAGCAGCUGGCCAGGAAUAAAGAGCUCAUGCAAAAGGUUCGGGUGGAGCUGCCUGAGGAGGAGGAAGAGGCAGGUGACAUGCCUGAGAAGGACCUGGCGUCGGUGACCAUCCCUAUGGGUGCCAGUGGAGCUAAUCCCUGGAUGCUUGGCAAGCCCACCGGCCCAGCGGAAGAACCUCAGGUGGAGGAGGGUCUUGGAGAUGUGGCGGUGCCUGGUGCUGCAGAGAGAAAGGAGGACGAGGAGGAGGAGGAGGAGGAGGUAGUGUCAGAGGAGGAAGCUCUGCUACAAGACUUUGCACAGAAACGGCACACACGGCAGCAGUGGGCAGAGAGGCCUGAGGGACGAGGUGCUGAUGAGACAGAGGCAAUUCCAGAACUGCUGGGAGACAGCCCCAUCCGCCCAGUUUGUGAUGAGGAGCAGGCGAGCCUGGGGAUGGAGCAGCCUUCCCCGGCCCAGGAGGAGACUCUGCUGUCAGAGCAGCUGAACCGGGUGCAGACAAUGGAGGAUGUCGAGGCUCUGGCCUCAGAGGAGCUCGUCGAAGAGAGGGAGAAGCCAGCAGCUGCGAGAGCAAAGAAACGAGUGCAGCAGCAGGAGGAAGGCAGAGCUGGGGACAAGCGUGCCAAAAAAACCCCAGCCAAGAAGAAGAAGAUCAUCAGCCUGCAGGCUGUGCUAUCUGGGAAGCCCCAGGAGGUUCCGUGCGCCAGCCUCCCUCUGGUUGUGGAGGAGGAGGAUGGAGGCGUUGACCAAAGAGGGGUCAUCACUGAGGCCUUUGCUGGGGAUGACGUGGUUGCUGACUUUCGCCGGGAGAAGCGCAAGGCGGAGCAGGCUGCAAAGCCGCAGCCGGUGAACCUGGUGCUGCCAGGCUGGGGCGAGUGGGGAGGCACCGGCCUCAAGCCCAGCACCAAGAAAGUCAAACGGUUCCUGCUCAAGCCACCCCCAGCACCGCCCAGGAAGGACCAGCACUUGCCUCAUGUCAUCAUGAGCGAGCGGCGCAACAUCCAUGCGGCUGCACAUCAGGUCAACGAGCUGCCCUUCCCCUUUGAGAAGCACCAGCAGUUUGAGCAGAGCAUCCGGAUGCCACUGGGCUCCACAUGGAACACGCAGCGUGCCUUCCAGAAGCUGACCACCCCUCGUGUCGUUACCCGAGCGGGCCACAUCAUCCAACCCAUCUCUGCCGAGGAUGUCCCCGAGAUGGCCACAGCAGCUGGCACUGGAGCCAAGCCAGUGCUGGAAACUCUGCCCAAGCAACAAGCAGAGCCCUUUCGCCGACCACGCAAGAAAGCACGAUAGCACUGGGCCCGUGUGGCGCUUCAGCAGUGGAGGGAACGGGGAGAGGCUCCUGAUUCUGUCCAGUACCUUCCCUUGCAAUAAAACUCUUGGGCUGCUGUGUGUGUGCUCAGC